UCUAUCCUAUGCUCCUGGGAUACGUUAUCAAAUAAAUUCCAGUUAAGAACCACAAACUUGCUUUUGGUGUCCAUCCUCCGCACACUCGACUUUGUUCAGUGCGGCAUCUACUCGAGAAACCCGCCCUUGUUCGCCGUCUCGUUGCAAAUGUUAUAAAGGUUGUGGCCAUGACGUCUCGAUGGCUCUUGCUAGUGGGCUACCUGACGCUGGCACUUAUGCUACGGCCCAGCAUAGCGAAAUCGUCAGGCGAACCGAAAAUUACUACGACCAAAUUUGAGCAUGGUCCGGUAUCUCUCUUCUACUUCGAUGAUACGGAGACGGUCCUGAUGAGCCUGGAGAACGGAGAUCUUUUCCAGUCAUUCGAUGGAGGUCAAAAAUGGGAAGCUGUUGAGGGAGAAAACGGGAUUAUGAAAGAGCAGGUGCUUUGGGCUCAGCAGCACCCGUUUGACAAGUAUAGAGCAUAUGCCUUGGGUAACAAUGGCCGUCAUAUGAUGACAAAGGAUCAGGGCAAAACCUGGAGUGCUUUCACGAUUGAUGAAUUUCCAGCAUUACAACAACAUACGCCACUUGUCUUCCAUGGUUGGGACUCCAGAAAAGUGAUUUUUCAGAGCGAAGAAUGUGCCGGAUUUUUUUGCAUUGUGAGGUCGUAUUAUACGACGGACGACUUUCAAACGGUCAAGCUGCUGCGCGAGAGCGCUGCAGGAUGUUCGUGGGCACUUGGACACCCAGAUUUCGCGGAGGAUUUUCCAUCUGUCGAUCAGCUCAGUGACAGGACGUUGUGUGUUGUCCCGGGCUUGAAGGUGCCACUUGGUCAUGCCAAUCGCCUAGUAUACUCUGAUGACUACUUCAGCAGUAGUACUGAUGGCAUAGAAGUGAAGUUACAAGCAAAUCGGCCAAUCUCUGGAGUCAUCAGCACAGCCGGUAUCAAGAAGUUUAUUGUUGCUGCCGUUAAGUCCAAGGGAACUGACGAGCUUGCUUUAUAUGUGAGCACUGACACGAAUACUUGGACUCGGGCAGAGUUCGGUGGCCACAGGAUAGAACAGGACGCCUAUACAAUGCUGGAAAGCACCAACUACAGCCUGCAGGUAGAUGUUCUAACCAGCCCGUUUAGUGGUAUGGGUGUGCUGUUUACAUCAAACUCAAAUGGUACCUUCUUCACCCGCAAUAUCGAGCACACCAAUCGCAACGAAGCUGGUAUUGUGGAUUUCGAAAAGGUGGCUGGAAUUCAGGGUAUAGUACUGGUUAAUACGGUCAAGAAUCCUGAGAAGGUAGAGUCUGGCUCUGAAAAGAAGAUCGUGAGUCAAAUAAGCUUCGAUGAUGGAAGAACCUUUCAAGCACUCAAGGUGGGCGACAAAAAUCUACAUCUACACUCAGUGACUACUUUUGCGAACAUCGGCCGCGUGUUUUCAAGUCCCGCACCGGGAGUAAUCAUGGGUGUCGGCAACACAGGUGACAACCUGAAGAGAUACAAUGACGGCAACUUAUUUGUUUCAGACGAUGCAGGAGUGACAUGGCGCCAUGCUCUUGAUGGGCCUUAUAAAUACGAAAUCGGCGACCAAGGUGCUGUCUUGAUGGCGGUCAGUGAUGCCGGGAAGGCGAAGAAGGUCAGUUACUCCCUUGAUCAUGGCAAGGAGUGGGAUACAGUCGAUUUGGAACACGCAAUGUACCCCACUAUGGUCACAACGACCCCCGACUCUACCAGUCUAAAGUUUAUUCUCGUUGGGCAAGAGAACGGUGAAAAAGACUAUAUCGUGUAUUCGAUUGACUUCAAAGGCCUCCACGAAAGAAAAUGUGGCCAGGAUGACUUUGAAAGGUGGCCGGCCAGAUUGAAUGAGAUCGGUGAACCUGACUGCUUGAUGGGUCACAAACAAUUCUAUCGGCGCCGGAAGGCCAAUGCGAACUGCUUUGUGGAUGAGGAAUUCAAGGAUCCGCAGCCAAUUCUAGAAUCAUGCAAAUGCUCGGUCGAAGAUUUCGAGUGUGAACAGCGCAGCGAAGAUGGGAAAAGCUGUAGGCCUGCUGAGAUUCCAAUACCGCCAGAGGGUAAAUGCAAAAAUCCUGACGAUAAGUUCAUGGCCCCGUCAGGCUGGAGAAUGAUACCGGGAAAUACCUGCAUUCGCGAAGGCGGCAAGAAUAUGGAUGAUAAGAUUGAGCAGUCAUGUAAGGACGUGGGGACCUUUCCCCAUGAUGGCAAUGACAAACUCAGUCAUACUAAACAAUUCUUUGAUGCGAAGCAAUUCAGCGCAUAUUAUUACUUGGAACGGCAGUCCAGCAGCUCAGGAACCGACGAGACCAUUAUCAUGCUCACGAGUUCACACAAUCUUUAUGUCUCACAUGACCAUGGCAAGACCUGGCAGCAAUCGUUGCAAGGGAAGAAAGUCACCAGAAUUGCACUUCAUCCGUAUAGUAGCGACACAGCUUUUUUUCUAACAGACGGGAAGGAGGCAUUCUGGACGGUCGAUCGUGCCCAGACAUUCAAACGCUUCGAGGCGCCUAUUCCACCGACACACGAGCGUGUCCCGACGCUAUCUUUUCAUCCCCGGUAUAAAGACUGGCUCAUCUGGACAGGCGCUGUGGAUUGUGGGUCUGGCGACUGCCAUUCCAAUGCUCACAUCAGCCAAAAUCGUGGCGAGAACUGGAAGCUUCUCCUGCGUUAUGUUCGGAAAUGCGAAUUUGAGAGUCGAGAGACUCGUCCCGACAGCAACAAGUUGAUAUUCUGUGAGCAGUUUGAAAGUGAAAACCGAAACAAUCGAUUGCAACUCCUGUCAAGCGAAAAUGAGUUCGCUGAUCGGCAUGUCCAUUUUAAAGAUGUUAUCGAUUAUGCUACGAUGUUCGAGUUCAUCGUGGUAGCCUCUCGUAACCCUAAAAAGCCAGAAUCGCUGGUCGCAAGCAGCAGUGUUGAUGGUCGUACUUUUGCGGAGGCGCACUUUCCUCCGAAUCUUGAUGUACCUGUUCAGACAGCCUAUACCGUUCUCGAAAGCUCUACGCAUGCCGUUUUCCUCCACGUUACUGUCAGCAAUGCCGAAGGAGCUGAGUAUGGCUCUAUCAUAAAGAGCAAUAGCAACGGGACAUCGUACGUCCUUAGCCUCGGCGCAGUGAGUCGGGACCGUCGCGGUUAUGUCGACUUUGAGAAAAUUCAAGGACUGGAUGGCGUGGCUAUCGCGAACGUUGUCAGCAAUGUGGACAGGCUUGCCUCCGGCGAACCAAAGAAGCUGAGAACCAUGAUCACCCAUAAUGACGGAGGCCGUUGGAUGUUACUUCCCCCCCCAAAAGACGCGGAUGGCAAAAAAUUUAGCUGUUCUGUGGAAGAAGGGAAAGGGGUUCCGAGUUGCUCACUACACCUCCAUGGAUAUACAGAGCGCAGGGAUGAAAGAGACACAUAUUCUUCCGGCUCAGCAAUUGGCCUGAUAGUUGGUGUAGGUAAUGUGGGCGACCACUUGGUCAGCGAUGCGGAGCCGGAUACAUUCAUAUCACAAGACGCUGGUUUCACCUGGAAAUUCGUGAAGCAAGGUAGAUACUUAUGGGAAUUUGGUGACUCUGGCUCUGUGAUCGUGAUCGUGCAAGAGUCAAAACCGACAAAAGUUCUCUAUUACAGUACGGACGGGGGUGAUAGUUGGGAAGAAUACCAGUUUUCGGACGUCUCCAUGCAAAUUGAGGACAUAUCGACUGUACCAUCUGAUACCUCGAAGAAUUUCCUUCUUUGGGGCAAAGACCUCGAGUCGGAAAACAAAGAUAAGCUUGCCAUUGUCAAUGUUGAUUUUAGCAAACUCUGGGCCGCCUCAUGCAAGUUGAACGAGGAUAACGGUGCUAGGGACGAUUAUUACAUCUGGGAACCAAGACACCCUUUCGAGGACAACAACUGUCUCUUUGGCCAUGUUGAACAGUAUCAUCGCAAGAAACCGGCUUCUCAGUGUUGGAAUGACUGGCGCGAACCCCAUAUACACAGCAUAGGGAAGAAUUGCAGUUGUACCAGAUCCGACUUUGAAUGUGGAUAUAACUACGAACCUCUGAGUGAUGGAAGCUGUGGGCUUGUCGCUGGAUUAUCUCCACCAGAUGCGAUGGCUAUUUGUAAGGCAAAUCCCGAUCGAGUUGAAUAUUGGGAACCUACAGGAUACCGACGUCUGCCCCAAACGACUUGUGAGGGAGGCUUAGAAUUGGACCAUCAGGUUUCGAAGCCCUGCCCAAACAAGGAGGAGGAAUAUCAACAGCGACACGGUAUCGGCGGUGUUGGACUUUUCUUUGCGAUUGUGACACCGAUUGCUGUGGCCGGCGCUGUUGGAUACUACGUCUUUACCAGAUGGGAUGGUAAAUUUGGCCAGAUUCGCCUUGGAGAAAAUGUCGGCACUUCUUCUGGUUUGUUAUCGCGAGAUUCGCUGUUCAUCACUGUUUCCGUCACCGUAAUCGCGGGCGCGGUGGCUAUUGCCAAAGCCUUGCCGCUUUUGGCCACCAGCCUAUGGCGGAGUGCUAGCGGCUAUUUGCGUUUCAGGCGCAGUGGAGGCUACACACGGCCCUACGCGUCUCGGGGUGCUUUUGCAGCCCGACGCGGCGAUUACGCUAGCGUUGUCGACGAUGAAGAUGAGCUUCUAGGGGUCGAAGAAGCCGACAUUGACGAGGAAGAUGAGCUUUAGUGACAAAAGAUUCAUUUUUGCUUUUUCCUUUCCGUCCCCACUGCCGCCCCCCCGGAAAUUCUUGACGUCUUGCCAAUGAUUUAUGUCAUCAUACGAAGGUUCUCUGUAGGGAGACUCGACUUUAAUGAACUUAUCACUCAAGCUCGAUUGGCUCAGCUAUUUUUGCUUGUCUAUUCACUCAUAGAAUGAUAGAUUUUCUGUUUAGCCCCGUCUCAUAUCUUUGGAAGGAGGAUUGUCCGGUACAACAGGCCCCUCGGCCGCAAUCAACACAAAAAAUGGUCUUUCCAUAUGU
This is a messenger RNA of Aspergillus homomorphus CBS 101889, 4917 nucleotides long. RefSeq names its product vacuolar protein sorting/targeting protein 10. Bases 168 to 4625 code for a protein of 1485 amino acids. Gene Ontology annotation, molecular function: protein binding. Lineage: Eukaryota; Fungi; Ascomycota; Eurotiomycetes; Eurotiales; Aspergillaceae. The record is from RefSeq and is a predicted model, not a curated record. Gene Ontology annotation, cellular component: Golgi apparatus; membrane. Gene Ontology annotation, biological process: Golgi to endosome transport; Golgi to vacuole transport; protein targeting to vacuole. The transcript has 2 exons.